ACGGGCUCGAAGAUGGCGGCGCCGGAGGAGCGGCUGGUGUCGGAGGGGGAAGGCAGUUCGCUGGGCUCGGCGCGGCUCUCCCCGCCCACGGUCUCGGAGUCUCACGACUGUCUGGCGCCCAUGGAGCUGCCUCCUCAGAGCAACACGCUCAUGGGGUUGCCCAUCGUGGCGAUCGAGAACAUCCUCAGCUUCCUGUCCUACGAUGAGAUAAGCCAGCUCCGCCUGGUUUGCAAGCGAAUGGACUUGGUUUGCCAGAGGAUGUUAAAUCAGGGAUUUUUGAAAGUGGAAAGAUACCACAACUUGUGUCAAAAGCAGGUUAAAGCUCAGCUUCCAAGACGGGAAUCAGAAAGAAGAAACCAUUCAUUAGCACGUCAUGCAGACAUCCUUGCUGCUGUAGAAACAAGGCUCUCUCUGUUAAAUAUGACUUUCAUGAAGUAUGUGGAUUCCAAUCUCUGUUGCUUCAUACCUGGAAAGGUAAUAGAUGAAAUUUAUCGUGUGCUAAGAUAUGUAAACUCUACAAGAGCUCCUCAGAGAGCUCAUGAAGUUCUCCAAGAACUAAGGGACAUUUCCUCCAUGGCUAUGGAAUAUUUUGAUGAGAAGAUUGUUCCAAUACUGAAAAGAAAGAUGCCUGGGUCAGAUGUAUCAGGACGGCUGAUAGGAACUGCCCCAGUUCCAGGACCUUCUGCUGCACUGACAACAAUGCAGCUAUUCUCCAAGCAGAACCCUUCAAGACAGGAAGUCACUAAACUCCAGCAGCAAAUAAGAGCAAAUGGUACAGGCUUGACAUCGCUAAAGCGUGAAAUCUCAGAGCUUCGCAUCAAGGUGCAAGAGCAACAGAAACAACUCCAAGAUCAAGAUCAGAAACUGCUUGAGCAAACCCAAAUCAUAGGUGAACAGAAUGCCCGACUGGCUGAGCUUGAACGCAAGCUGCGAGAUGUGAUGGAGAGCACAGUAGGAAAUUCUUCAGGGUCUGGCUCAAAUGAACAAUCUCCUAGAAAACGGAGGAAGACGGUUGAAUCCACAGACUGUCCUAGGAAAUCUAAACGCCUUCGAAACAGAAAAUAACUUUGGAGUAAACAACACUUUCAGGAGGAUACACUUAUCUUUAGUAGCCCAAGCAGGUCUGCUUGUUUGUGACUAGCUUCAUGGUGUCACUUAGGCUGCUGGUUCUUCAAAACAACACUUAGACUUGAACAGUAAUUUUCUUUCAUUGAGACUUUUCCCCUGCUUUCUGUAUGGGUGGGCCUAAUGCACAAAACCUUUCAGAUUUGCAACAGUUACAUACUAACCAGACCUGCUCUGUUAUGUUUCGAAAGGUUAACUUUUUUUUGUGCCGAUGUGUUUAAAGUAAACUUAUUUGUGUUUAUGCAUAUGUUUGAAUAAAAACCUUAAAUAAAUUCAGUCUUAACUGAUUAAAAAGUUAAGCAUAAAAACAAAUGUCCUGUUCACUUGAAGCAAAGAUCCAUUUGUAAAAUCUUGGUUUAGAGGACUUGAACUUUUUUUGUUAAAAGUGACCUUGUCUGGAAUGUCUGAAAACUAGUUAAUACUUUUUGGGGGUCUCUGUAACAAGUAACACUGACUUCUUAAGCUACAGUAUUGGCUAUGUAUUUUUGUAAACUUAAAAGGAAAGGCCUCUGUCUGGUCUUCACAUGCACACCCCCUGGAUGUUGAUCUUGGGAGCCAUAUUCCACAUUUGCAUGGAUAUAUGCAUGUGCAGCUUAGCCUACCAAAAGCACUUGCCUGAAGUUGUUCUGAACUCUGGGAGAGAGCAGAGACCUAUAAAGCAAUUUCUUUGUUCCUCAGCCAUAGCUUAACAUCUGCUUUCUGACAAUGAUGUGGUCUCACACAGGCGAGUUUGAACCUAGGUGCUCUCCCUCUCUUACUGCUUGUAAAUCACAGGUACAGUUAGGCAGAGCUGGAGAACUGAAAUCAUUUGAUUCACAGGCCAACAUUUAAUCAGUAUCAAAUUGUCCCCAGAAUAUCCAAGCUCAGGGGGACAUGUUUGAAUGAAAUUCUGUAUUCUGGAAAAACUUCAACUAUGUUAUGUGUAUGUGUUCGGGGUGGGGUUGGAAAUUUCUCUGUAACACUGAUGACAAUAUUCUACAGUUAUCCAAAAAGGUAAAUCACUUCAGACAAAGCUUUAAUUUCUUUUGCACUUCUGUUUUGAGCUUGUAACUGGAAAAGCAUGUCUUGCACUGUUCAGUCUCUCCGAUCACCUUAACAACCUCAGAGUUGUGUACAGUGAUUUUUUUCCCCCUCUGUAUAUUUUUGGAACUUUAUACGAAUACCAUUGUCCUUGUUUUUGUUUUAAUGUACUAAACUAUGUAGCUUUA
Messenger RNA from Melopsittacus undulatus (budgerigar), 2333 nucleotides. RefSeq names its product F-box protein 28 (gene FBXO28). The record is from RefSeq and is a predicted model, not a curated record. Gene Ontology annotation, molecular function: protein binding. The transcript is spliced from 5 exons. Gene Ontology annotation, biological process: protein polyubiquitination. Lineage: Eukaryota; Metazoa; Chordata; Aves; Psittaciformes; Psittaculidae. Bases 13 to 1065 code for a protein of 350 amino acids.